Antrostomus carolinensis (chuck-will's-widow) is the source of this 493-nucleotide messenger RNA. RefSeq names its product transmembrane protein 108 (gene TMEM108). The annotation marks the transcript as partial. NCBI's taxonomy places the organism in Eukaryota, Metazoa, Chordata, Aves, Caprimulgiformes, Caprimulgidae. The transcript has 2 exons. The record is from RefSeq and is a predicted model, not a curated record. Gene Ontology annotation, biological process: dendrite extension; postsynaptic density organization; retrograde axonal transport. Gene Ontology annotation, cellular component: early endosome; endosome membrane; postsynaptic density.
CAGUUCUGCUGACAGUCUGCUGCAUGAGGAGGAAGAAAAAGACAUCCAACCCAGAAAACAACCUGAGCUAUUGGAAUAAUGCUAUCACCAUGGACUACUUCAACAGGCACGCUGUAGAGUUACCAAGAGAGAUCCAGUCUCUGGAGACUUCAGAGGACCACCUCUCCGAGCCACGCUCCCCUGCCAAUGGUGACUACCGUGACAGUGGGAUGGUCCUUGUCAACCCCUUCUGUCAAGAAACGCUAUUUGUAGGACAUGAGCAAGUCUCUGAAAUAUGACCCCACAGCUGCCCAGGUAUUGCAGUUUCAUCUCUACUGUCUCCAAAUUAUAAAUAAAUAUAUAUAUUAUAAAUAUAACCUUUGUGUAACCCUGAAUUACAAGAAAUGUUUUCAGCUUUUCUUUUCUCCCUCAGAAUUGUCAGCCCCUUUUUUAUAAGUGUGGUAAAACUUUACAGAACAAACUGUGGCUUUAUAAAAUAAAAGUAUUUCUAAGC